AUGGUCAGAACCAAAGUGCGGUGGGUGCUGUUCGAGUUACUGGAGGAUCCUAUUAUACAACAUGACAAGGUUGUCUUCCCUCGUACGCCAUUGAAUAUCACUGAAAGGACGAUUCUGAAUAACGUAUGGUUGUCGAUUACUGCAAACUAUGGCGAUUUCGGCAAUGGCAUGAGUCGCGGUAUUGUGGUGAAAUGGUUCAAUCCAUCAACACGAGUGGGCAUCAUACGAGUGCAUCGGGAGUAUGCCGAUAUGUUGUUAGCAUCACUAUUUUUCCUCAGGCGGAUAGAACACAUACCUUGCAGCUUUCGAAUACUGCAUGUAUCAGGGACCAUUAUUGCUGUACAAAAACAAGCCAUCAUCAGGGAUAGGGACAUCUAUUUGGAGGAACAAGCCAAGGCUAAUGAAAGAGGACAAGUAUAUAGUAUCACUGAAAAGCUGGAAGAAUCAUCAAAGAGAAUAAAAGAACUGCAGACUUUUGGAUGA
Molecule: messenger RNA, 483 nt
Organism: Lichtheimia ornata
Lineage: Eukaryota; Fungi; Mucoromycota; Mucoromycetes; Mucorales; Lichtheimiaceae
Exons: 4
Coding region: 1-483 (160 amino acids)
Biological process (GO): tRNA 5'-leader removal
Cellular component (GO): ribonuclease P complex
Molecular function (GO): ribonuclease P RNA binding
Source: RefSeq, a predicted model, not a curated record